Falco peregrinus (peregrine falcon) is the source of this 12610-nucleotide messenger RNA. It is a transcript of the gene GPR52, whose product is annotated as G protein-coupled receptor 52. The transcript has 2 exons. Gene Ontology annotation, molecular function: G protein-coupled receptor activity. The record is from RefSeq and is a predicted model, not a curated record. Gene Ontology annotation, cellular component: membrane. NCBI's taxonomy places the organism in Eukaryota, Metazoa, Chordata, Aves, Falconiformes, Falconidae. Gene Ontology annotation, biological process: G protein-coupled receptor signaling pathway. The coding region runs from base 1816 to 2901 and encodes 361 amino acids.
GAGCAGCGGCGGCGGACUCAGGUGCAAGAAUCAUUCCAGGGGGAAGGAGAGAAGGAAUAGCGACAGACGCUCCAGCCGCACCACAGUAACUAGGACUCCCCUGUCAAGCAGUUCGUCAAAGCGGCUGAUAAGGAUGCGUGUAGUAUCUGAAAUUCUUCCUGAAGACACAGCAAGGACUAUCAAAAACAUCAGAGAGAUUCUGGUACUUUAAAGAGACUUAAAGCAAAUGCCAGCAUUAAUAUCUGAAUGACCUUGGAGAUCAUUUCAUGUGGAUUCAUUAAUUUCCACUGCCAGUCUUCUAGUCUCAGGAACUCUAGGAUUAAAGAUGGUUUUAACAUUUUAGGGGCCUUUCAAAAAACAAGAUUGUAUACAAUUAAUUACCUGCCUAAUGAUUCCUGAACUAAUGAAGUAUUUCCUUAAAACUGAACAGAGGAGAUGCUUGCUUUUAGCGUUUGCUUUCUCCGUAACUGUGAAUGAAAUGAACAAGGUAAUGUCCUGCAAUUAGAAGAACAUUUUUUUUUUAAAGCAGGUCUUUAUUAUGCCAAUCAUCUAAUAAAUAUAGAAACCCUACAACACUAAGAAGAUGAAGCUGAAUAACAGAAUAAUGGAUUAGUAAACAAUGGCAGCUUUUCUAGUCAAAUCAGCAUUUCGUUAGCUUCACAGCAGAAUGCAGAUGGAAGUUUCUGUUCUCGUUGUAUGGGGGUUUGUGAAAUGAUUCAGGUGUUGCUACAGAGGUGAGCAAUAUCAUGGAUAUACCUGUGAACUCCUGGGUACCAAUCCACUGUAGCAGAUAUGGCAGAGUUUCCAAAGAUGGUUAUUUUAAAUUACCAUUGCUGAAAUUAAAUUCAAGAGAAUUUAUUUUGUCUGUGGGGACCUUGAGUUAUGCUUCUGGCAUUAAUAAUUGUAAUGGACUAUAACUGCUUGAAGGAAUUGUGAAUAUUGACAUAAGUCUCCAAAUUCUAUUCUUAAAUUAUUUUCAUUUUUAAAUGAAUAGACACAAUCUUCCUCAUUGUACGUGAGAUGUAUUUUCUUUCUUGGGAGUCAGAGGACAAAUCUGCCUUGUCCCCCACCCGUCUCCCUCCAAAUAAAAUUCAUUAUUCAUACCCAAACAGUGGUGAGUCUAUUGGAAUUAACCUUGACAAAAAUGUUUUCCUUACCUUUCCAAUGAAUAGCAUGGAUAAGACGGAGUACCAUCUCCUGCGUGGAGCCAGAAAAGACAGUAUUAGAUGAUGAACUUUCUCCUUUACUCUCCAGUCAGUCUGUGAUUUAAAUUGAGACAUUAAAAAGAUUAUCUCCAGUAACUGCUGCUGGUCCAGGAAACCUGAGCUGUAUGGAGGUUCCUCCUUCCCUUCCUCCCCCUCACCCCUCACUCAUCCAAAGUAAAUGACUUUCUCAGGAAAAUAAGCAGUCAGAGAUUCCCCCCCCCCCCAUGUCCUGGGAAAUGAAUGUGUCUCUUGUCAGUUUUUAUUUCCGUUAUUUCACAGUAUCUGUUUGUUUUAGAAGUGCCUUGUGUUUGCUAAAGAUUGGUCGAGAGCACUGGAGGAGCUGAUCAGUGGCCUUUCUCUUUCUGGCUUUUGUUUUGUUUUUUUGUUUUUUUUUUUUUCUUUCUUUCUUUCCUUAAAGCUAAGGUGUGCCAGAGGUGAUGCACUGAUGCUGAGGCGGCAUCAACAGCUAUGGGACUGUAAUCCUCUCAAAUGUAAGCACUGGCAGUGUCUACAAAGAGAGCUCGUGAGACGCUGAAGCAGAGUUUAGCUGCUGUUAAGCAGGUCAUCUGCUCACUAAGGCUCAGAUUGCAGUGUUCCCUAAUCACAAAACAUGAACCAGUCCCGAUGGAUUGAAUGGAGGACUCUGAAUAUGAGCAGUAGUGUUAUGAACGUAUCUGAGCAUCUCUCCUGCCCUCUUGGAUUUGGUCACUACAAUGCAGUUGACAUCUGUAUCCUUGAGACAGUUGUUAUUGUCUUGCUAACAUUUUUAAUUAUUGCGGGUAACUUAACUGUGAUAUUUGUUUUUCACUGUGCUCCACUUCUGCAUCAUUAUACCACCAGCUAUUUUAUUCAGACCAUGGCCUAUGCUGAUCUUUUUGUUGGAGUUAGCUGCUUGGUUCCUACUUUGUCACUGCUCCACUACUCGACAGGUGUCCACGAGUCCUUGACUUGUCAAGUUUUUGGAUAUAUCAUCUCUGUGCUAAAAAGCGUAUCUAUGGCAUGUCUUGCUUGCAUCAGUGUGGAUCGCUAUCUCGCUAUAACAAAGCCUCUCUCCUAUAAUCAACUGGUCACACCUUGUCGCUUGAGAAUCUGCAUCAUCUUGAUCUGGAUAUACUCUUGUCUGAUCUUCUUGCCUUCCUUUUUUGGUUGGGGAAAACCUGGUUACCAUGGAGAUAUUUUUGAAUGGUGUGCUACCUCCUGGCUAACUAAUGCCUAUUUUACUGGCUUUAUCGUGUGCUUACUAUAUGCUCCUGCUGCCUUUGUCAUAUGUUUCACGUAUUUCCACAUCUUUAAAAUUUGCCGGCAGCACACCAAAGAGAUAAAUGAUCGGAGAGCUCGAUUUCCUAGCCACGAAGUGGAUGCUGCUGGGGAGACUGGGCACAGCCCUGAUCGCCGCUAUGCCAUGGUUUUGUUUCGGAUAACCAGUGUGUUCUACAUGCUGUGGCUCCCUUAUAUCAUAUACUUUCUGCUGGAGAGCUCUAGGGUGCUGGAAAACCCAGCACUUUCCUUCUUAACGACAUGGCUUGCUAUAAGCAAUAGUUUCUGCAACUGUGUGAUAUAUAGCCUCUCCAACAGUGUUUUCAGGCUGGGACUGCGGAGACUGUCAGAGACAAUAUGUUCAUCUUGUAUGUGUUUAAAAGACAGGGAUGCACGGGACCCUAAACCGAGAAAACGGGCUAAUUCCUGCUCCAUUUAAAGAAAACUGGCUCACGUAAUCAAACGCGGAGUUUCGAUAGUAUUUGCUGUAUCUGGAAGCUUGCCAGAAGAGAAAUGUUUACCUGAAUAGCUUGCUAUGAUGUUAGAGUGAGUUUAAAAGUGAUUGUGGAAAAGGCAAAGGCUGCUGUAAGAGGGGUCACUGAACCUGAAUAUAGCUCUUGUGAAAUUGUGAGGAGAGCAAUUCAACAGAGACGCUGAAGAAAGUCAGAACUAAAAAUCUUCCAAAGGGCAUGAAAUAACUACCACAUCAGAGGUGGUUCCUCAUAAAAUAAAUAAGUUAGUUACUACCUUACAUUUUUCCCCUUGUAGAAAAGUUGUCUUACUAUCUUUGUGUCGGAAUAUACUGUAGCCUUCUGAAUUUAAAUAUAUUUAAGAGGAAACAAUCAACAACAAAGUGGCUAUCCGUAAAUUAUAUACCUGAGGACUAUAGUAGAUAUUGCAGAUUAACAGUCAGCUCUGUCUCUGCUCACAUCUUGUACAAUUUUCAGUUGUACAAACAAUUUGCAAUGCAUAAAACUUACACUGGGCAUGACGCUUUUGGAUAAAACGGCACAUUUUGGUACAACUUUCAUGGGAGCUCUGCCUCUCAUUUCCCCUUUUUUUUUCCAUGCUAUGCAUCCCUAGAUCCCAUCAUGUCCAAGUGGUUUAGUCUGAGGGCACCUACGAGGUAAACUGAGUUUCACACCGUUCUUCCUGCAGAAAGCAAUAGCCCUUCCUGGCUGGCUGAGUGACUGCAGCUGCCCACAUACAAUGACUUCUUCACUCUCUCAUUCUCUUGAUCCUGUUAAAUUAGCACACAGUAUCGAUGUAGUGUCCUUUAGGGUGUACUGAAGCUUUUCCUUUAUUGGCUACACAGAUAAUCCUAAUGCAAAUAUGAUAAUUGCGCACAGCAGUGUGCCUCACUGCUUAGAAAAUUAAAACUAACCAACCCUUAUCUUUGGGAGGUCUAAAUAGCUUACUGUUGUAGCUGUCAAUCCGUUGUGUGAACCUAGCUUGCACAUAACUGUAUUUUUUUUAGAGAAAACGUAAAUCGUGGUCUGUGCCUAAUAUUUUCAUAGCACAUGGAAUAGGUCAAUGCUACAGGAUUAAAAAAAUUACACUUGCUUUAAGAGAAAUACUUCUGUGCUGUUUGUUAGACAAGUGUUCUUGGAGGAGGUGAACAAGACAGUUUAGUAUUAAAUGCAGGCAAAGAGCUUCAGUAUUUCCUUUUGUACUGAACUGAUUUUCAGGUCCACUGAUGAAAUCUUUUUUUAUUUUGCAAGGGUGCACAUUAGGUUUAUGUAGUAAAUUGCCAGGGGUUCAGAUGCAUGCCAAUCAAUAAAAUAUUUAAAUUACUAUUUUGAACCAAAUGUAAGUUUCUUAGAUGGUUAUUGGCUUUUAAAAAAGGCCCAAUUAUUGGUUAUUGGUGCCUUGUAACACUGCACUAUCAGUCCUUCUUUCACCAAAAUGCGUAUGUAAAGAUCAUGCCGAUUACUUUUUGUAACGGAAGCUAACCACGCUUGGACACUUGUGGUUUGACUAUAGAUCUCCUUUAAUUAUGUAUUCUUUGUUCUGUUGAGGUGGUUCUGAACCCCUGUACGUUUUUUAAACCUGUAAGAAAGUUAAAACAAUGGAAUAAAGUAGUAUUAUGUAUAUCAAAACCAACUUUGGCGUUAGUUCCCUGAUGUUAUGCUCUGUUCUCUGUGAAAGUUCUUUUGGGUUAGGACUCAAGAGCGAACGAUUUAAAAUCCAAACCUCAAAGCUGCUUACUGGCCAUCUUAAACGUUUAUAUACUGGUUUCUAGCACUGUACAGUCUUUAAAGCAGAUUGAAAUAUGACUUGAAACAUUCCUCUAGCUAAGCUGAGCUGUUGCUGACAGUUAGCCCCGAUAGAUAUGGAAAACUGAGCAGUAUUCUUUGCACGUAUCUUGUAAUGCUCCAUGUCUACAGGAAUGUGGCUGCUGCCUUCUUUUGAAAAGUUGCUGUUUAUUUCAGAAGGCUCUUUUCGGCUGACUGCUGCUCUAUAAGGUUGCGUAACACUGUCUCUUCUUACAGACAUGACUUGGAUUCAUUUCGUUUUGUCACUAUUUUGUCAUUGUUUCCUGCUUAGUAGGUCCUCAGCGUGCAAGACUUAGACAAGGAGCAAUGAACUAUCUCAUUUCUCCCAACUCACAGGGCUGGUUUCAUACCAAUGAAGUAGUUUUAUAUCUGUGCUCCAGAGCUGGCUGCUCACUGCUUCUGGGUUUUGUUGGCAUUCCUGCUAACAAGUUUCUAUGGGACCUCCUGAAAUUCAAGAAAAUUCUUGAAUUUGUGAAUUUGAAUUCUAGAAGAUGCUUGAAGUUGAACUAAUGUUUUAUUAAACACAGCCUGGAGGCAGUAGAUGCAUUGUUAGUAUGGUACUGUAAUUACAAAUACGUAGAAUUACACAGGCUAACUCAUUUGUAUUGGUAGUGCCUUAGUUGAACCUUGCUUAUAUAACCUCAGCAAACGGAGCUGAUGUCCAGCACCUUGAAGCUUUAUUGCCUGCACACGGUAGGUCAGAAGGAGAGCUGCUUCAGAGGCUGCAGCACAAAGUUUACUCGCCAGCCCACUGGCUUCUUGCCCUAAAGGGCAGAGUUAGCAAUAUGUUUCUCUCUACCAUUGUGUUGAGCUUGUGGAGUUGUCAGGCAGAACUGAAGAUUUCCCUUUUCCUCAGGCUGUCGUUGGAGGGAGAGAACAUAGUAGAAAUCCAAUACCCUGCCAUCAUAUCCUAGGUUCUUUGUCCUUUUUUUUUGUUUUGUUUCUUGUUUUGUUUCUUAAGCAUUGGCUUAGCAUUGUUGGUGCAAGAAUGCUAAUUUGCUUGUCUGGACCCUGAAUUUCAGUUCCUGUAAAGUCCCAUUUCAGCCUAUUCUCUGUAAAUCUGUGUCUCCUGCUGUCCUGGAAUCUGUCAAAUUAAACAUCCUCAGCAGAGUUAAAUACUGCAUUUCUUCUUGCUGUUUCCCAGACGACAGGAUCUGACCUGGUGGUCAGUCACAUGAAUUUUUAAAUUUAGUAAGAGUGUUUCAUUUUUUUUGAAAGUGUUUUCUAAACUCGUGAUUUAAAAUUUUGUUUCAGGGAGGUUUGUUAUUGUUUUACUGAUGCUGUCUGAGGAUUCCAGCUGGUGCUAAAUUAUCUUCCAAAAUUAUGACUGAAUGUUUAAUGGAUUAAAAUCUCCAAUAGAAAUUCCAGUCACCCAGUAUGUCAUUUCUGAUUUUCAUUCUGUCAUUACAUAAAGUCUCAUGUUCUUGUAUGAAAAUCUGAUUAACGAAUGAGACUUUUAAAGCUGGCAUCUGGACUACAUAUCCCAAUUUCAUGUGUCUAAAGAUCUUUAUGAUUUAUGAAAUACCUUGUAAGUAGGUGACCAGACACUAACUAAAGAAAUCAAUGUGAAAAAAUCAUUGUUGAUAAUACAGUUAAUAAUAAAAUCUCUCCAUAUACAGAUAUAUUGAAGGAGUUGCUAAAACUUUAGGUUCUUUAAAAAAAAAAAAAAAGUAGUGAUAAGAUUAUGCUAAAUAUUAAAUAAAAAGCGUAAAGUGAAGAGAUAUGCCUAAUAGGUUAGCAAAACAACAACAACUAUAUAUAAAGAGCUCCUUUGUCUGGUAGGUUAUGUUGUGCCAUUACAUUUCUUUUGAAUACUUGUGCUUGUACUGUAACAGAGGCUAUGUCAAGGUUGAUUGCCUUACUGUUUUUGGAACCUCAUGUCUUCAGCCUAAGGAAAAAGUAAAAAACCUGUGUAAUGGCAGCAAAAGCACUACCAGGAAAGUAAUUUUUUCAUAACCAAAUUCUGUGUGCUUCCUUAUUUUCUGUGAAUUUCUCCUUAACAUAACUGUUCUUUAAAGGGAAGGAAAACUGUAGUGAUGAAAAGUACAAUGCCGUCUUUGUAAAGUUUACUUAUUGUCUAAUAGUAAGAUAUUCCCCCCCCCCACCUGCCCUGUUUCUGCUUAAGAAUCUGUUUUGUAAUUGUACUUGGUAAAGCGUGAGGUAUCAGGCUAGGUUUGGUUUUGUGCAGAAUCUUUGUGCUUCCUCCACUGAAAAGUUUGCAGUGUUUUGCUUUAUUGAGCCACCUUUCAUAGAUAGAGUUAAUGAGGACUUUUUAAAAAUAGCCUUUAUAUUGUUUUUAUGAUUAUUUUUAAUUAGUGUUUGAUGACCGAAUAUCCAUAAGCACGCUUAGUUUUCACACUCAGCAAAAAUAAUAACAUGACCAUUUUAAGGUAAAAUAACUUACCAGUCAAUAUUAGAAAUUGAGGAUUGAGAAAAAUGUAUCAACGUAAUGAUUAGUUAUUUCAUUAGCUAUGUUAUAUUGUGUAUGAAAAAUUAAGUUAGACUAUAAACAAAAGAUAGUUGCAACAGGAUAUCGAGUUGAUGGGAAAUGCAUCAGUUGUAAGACCAUCUCACAGCUGGUUCUCAACAGGAAUCUCUUUUAUCUUUCCAUACUGCAGUUGUAGCCAAACAAAUAUAUCAAUUUGUAAGAUUUUUGUUUGCUUGUUUUUUAAUGUUGGUGUUUGAAUGCUGAGGAUCUGUGUCUCUCAACCCAAGCUGCUGCUUGUGGUGGGAAUGUUGCUUUAUCAGACCUGAAGCUCGUUUGCCACGUGCCUGGCAACAUGCUGGUCCUGGCGCUGGCUUUGCCAGGAGCAGUGCCAAAGGUUGGGAAGGCCAGCAGCGCUGGGGGGGGAAGAAUGUCAGUGAAGGUGGCAGUGGCCUCCCCAGCCAUCCUCCAGGAUCAGCUGAUUUGCAGACCUUUCAGUUUUAUUGUCACUGUCACCAAAAGGAUAACUUUAUGCCUUGGACUUCAUCCCUGCCCCCUGUUACUGCUGUCUCUCUUUAGGCUGUUUUAUGGAUGGAGUGGUGCAUUGUUCUUCUAAACAGCUGAGCUAGAUUUAUUUUGUUGCGAUUUUUUUGAUUAAACAUUUUUUACGUAUAUCAUUUGAAUAGCAAAACCAAACAUUUUGUUAACUUGAUGCCGAUUAAUUUUUGGGCCUUUCUAGAAAUCCAUCACUGAGGUAGUGUUUUCCUGGUAUUUGCAGCAUUGCCUGGAACGUUGCUUAAAGGUAGUAUUUUCCAAAGGUUACGGUUUUUUUUGCUAAACCAAAUACAAAGUUCAGGUAAAAUCUGAUUUCUGCUGACCCACCCUCUGCCUUUUUAACAUAGACAUACUUAAAUUUUUUUUAAGCAUAUACUGAAUUUAUACAUAGAUCUCUGCAGCCAUUAAGCAUUUUUAGUUGUUAACAAAUUAUUGCAGAUUAGUGGGGUGAAAGCGAUUUGGAAGGAUAUUUAAGAGUAGUUUCCUACUCACAGAUUUUUCUAGUCAUUCUUAAAUGAAAUUACUCCUUUCUCAAUCUGGUAUUAUGAAAAUCCUCUGAGGUCCAUGAGCUUUAAGUGCUAAAGGAACAGUAUGUGAAUGGAGAAGAAGCUGUUAAUGGCUCUGUGCCCCAGCGCAGCCUCGGGAAAAUACUAAAAACCCCCUCGCUUUAACAUCCAUAAUUUCUGUGGACUUUUCCUUUGUCCAAGUACUGUGAAAGGUAGGAUGAGUAUAAGGAAACCUUAGUGCUUUCAGCUGCGCUGACAGGAGGCUAGGAAAACCAAUUUCGGGCAGUAAAAGUGCCUGGAGUUCUUUGGGAUUUUAUCACAGUCUUAUGCUGACUGUGGUCAAACUUAACCCCCUUGAGAAGAAUGUGACAGCAAUGCCGAAGGCUUUCGUUUUAAUCACCGCGUGAGUCGUCUGAACAAAGAAAAGGUGAUUCGGAUCAAAGUGAAACUUUGUAAAUAGAAUGAUUACCGGGGAAAAGAGUUUCACUUUUUAUAUGGGGUAUUCGUCCCUGCCUCAAAGCUCCUCAAUCUAAAUUUGGCAACCAGCAGUAUUAAAAGAAGUGACAAAACACCAAGAUUUUGAGAAGGGGAAGCUCACGAGAUGACAGUGUUAAUCAUGGGAGGGCAUUUCUGCAUCCUGACAGCACUGCCUUUUGUUUCUUUAUUUUCUUUAAAUGAAAUAGGUAAUGCUUGUUGUCUUUGUUUUUCCCCUUCUUCUAUAAGAUAUUUGAAUAAGCACAAAUUGUUUUAUCAUGGAAGAAUUAAAUUUUAUGAAAUAUUUAAAUGAGAAACCGAGUAGUGGUUAGGGAAAGUACAAUGGAGCGUUCAUGGGAAAGAACUAAGUAUGUUACUUGUGGCACAUGUACCGCUUUGAAUUUCGUACGCUUUGGGUAGGGAAGUCUUCAAAUACUUGUACCAGGUUAGAGUUUCUAGUCCUUUCAUGAUCUCUCUAGUGUUAUUUAUGCUUGUGCAUGUAUUAUUUAAAAGUUCUACUUGUGUGACAUCUAAAUUUGGAUUUGUAAAUGGACAAAUGAUUCUUUCCAUGAUCAGGCAAAUUUGUUCUGACCUAUGAAAGACACUUGCUGAACCCACAGGUUUUUGGCAUUUAUUAAGUGAUAAUAGCAUACAGGUUCUCAUUAGCUGUUUUGUGGUGAGGAAGCAAAUACAGGACCUGUGUAUUGAGGCAGAAGAGCUGACUAUUCCUCAGAUGGACUGCUUCUUAUCUGUUGUAUUACAGAAAUUAUUACAUCAGAUGAGCCCAGGUGGGGUUGUGGCUUUGGAGGGCCAAAUGCUUGAGAGCAAGUGACCUUUUUUUACUUAUUUCAGUAGUUUACCUUAAUGCCAUUCUGUUACUCUAUCUUGGUGUUCACAUGUGUGCUUAAAUGGGGAUUGCUAAAUACAAAACACUUGUGUCGCUUUGGAAUAUGUAUACUUUCCUGUUCCCUGGCAAGAUUUGUGUAGGUCUCUCUCCAUCCAACAUGCCAUUGAAACCUCUGAUUCAUGUUCACUGAGUAAACUCGUGGUGGUUUGAAUUGUUACCAUUCCAGCAGCAGAAUGAAACAUGCCUCCCCUCCUCUUCCCUUGGUGUUUCAGGUUGGUCUGGCAGCUUUUUAGCAGCAGUGGGUAGGGCUGUACGGCAGCUGGCACAGCUGAUGAGCGUGCAUGUCCUCUGCUUGUACUUUUACUACAUGGAGUUAAUCCUCCAAAGAAGGGGAGGCAUAGACAGCUUAAGGCAAUGAUGCCUUAAACUGCCUCAACAAGGUUGCAGAGCUUUGUUUAUUAGGGUUUUUAAUGGUAAGGGAAUUUAUUGUAAUUAAAAAAAAAAAAUCUGUAUGAGUAAUGAAUUGUUAUUAGGUCAAGAACACAUUAGUUCUGUUCUUCCUCUAUGCCCUCAAUAGGGGAAUGGGAUCUUCAUAAGGGAAUUUUAUUAUAAUCGGGUAGAUUUUGGACACUACAAUUUUUAUAGUGAGUUUUAAUGCAACUAUACGUAUAUAAGGGAUGUAAACAGUCAUAUGAUGGCAAGGUUUCAGUGGCAGCUUUUCCUUCAUUUUAAGGGCUUUGGGGACCACUCUGUGGCUAGAGUUGGAUAAGUGCUAAGCAUGUACUAAAAUUACCAAAGCUGGAACAGCAAACACAGGCUGUAAAUGAAGGACCUUUAUCCAAAACUACUUUCUCUGUAAUACUGGCUACUUAAUAUUGUCCAGGCAGUAUCUUGUGUUGGCUUAUGAAGAUGAUGUAUAGAAAAGGAAGCAGUCUAAUAAAUACAACUACAUGCUAUCAUAAUUAAAUUAUUUUUAAGGUUUUUUAUUUUUCAACUCAGGACUUUCGGAGACCAUAUUUUCUGUGAUCUCUUACCUUGGGAACUCGCAACCAAUUAAUUAUUUUCCUUUGCUGGGUGUGCUUUACUUGAUCUCUGGCUUUUGGUUUUUUUAAAGUUCAGUUUCAAAUUUGAAUUUGAAAUUCAGUUUUGCUGUUAUGUAGACAUGUUUUUUCACUUGACUCAUGUAAAAACUUUUAUGAGAGUACUAGAAAGAUCAUGUCCUACAAGGGAACAUCUAGUCUUAAAUCUAUACUGCAUUUCAUUGUAUCUAAAAGAAGCUGUUGCUGUACCUUGUUUACUAGAUUUCAGGUAUCUUGGCAGCAAGCCUCAUCAACAGAUGACAAGUUCUCCAACCUCUUCUGUUGGGCUGAAAUUGCCACUGAUUUUAUUUGUAAAUGUUGCUAACUAAAGACACUCUGUUUUGGUGGUGAAUCAGUGUUCUGGAUGGAAUUUCUGGAGAUACUUUUAUCUCUUUGAUUGUAUUUCCUUUGAUUCUGGUGGCGCGGCGUAAGAGGGUUCUUGCCUAAGUGCCACUGGAAGUUUUGUCUGUAUUAUCCCUGUGCAUUUGCAGCUCCUUUCUUCUGGUUUAUCCUGGCUUGAGAAGCUUUUUUGGGGAAAAGUAUGCCUGUGAUGGUUGGUCAUUGAUACAAUUGUGCUUCAAUGAUAAUCUUACUUUAUUAAAUUCACUGCAUAUUAAAAUGUCUGUAUUUUAAAAAUAAAAAUUAUAGCAAAGUGCUUUUGUAAUAAUGGUGUUGAUUUUGUUUAAAAAUAAGUUUAUAGCAAGACAAAAAAUGUUUACAUUUGGAAAAAAGAGAUUUGAAAUGUGAUAUAUGUGAGAAAUGCCUGUUGAUAAUUUAUUUUGGGAAAAAUUUGGAUUUCAAGUGGCAGGUGAAAUUAGAGGGAUUAAAUAUAAAUAUUGAUUCUGAAGAAAAGCACCUCUUAGUUUUCAUACAAUAACAAAACGAAUUGUAUCUGUUUCCUGUCAGGAAGAGGAUUUUGAGUUACUGUAAGUUGCCUUAUGAAAAUCAUAGUUUAAUGAGCCAUGGCUUACCAAAAAGUAUUGAGAUAUUACUAAUGAUAAAAAUAAUAAAGAUAACUAUUAGAAAUCAUCACUGCCAUCACUUUAGCGUGCCUGGACCUUGGAUGCUGGGUGUAAUUGGUCCAUGGUAGCACAGCUGGAGCGAGUUCCGGGGAGUGACAAAAGAGCCUUUCCUAGGGAGAAUUAAAAAAUCUCUGUUAAGAUUUUUCAGCCUAGAAAGGAAAGGAUUAAGGUGCAGGGGACUGACAAGUCUGCAAGGUCAUGAAUGUCAUGGGGGAGAACUGGGUGCGAUUACUCAUCGUUUUCUGUUCCAGUGUAAAAAAAAAUUAAAUGAAGGUAGCACUAUGAAAAUCAGCAGUGUCCAGUGACUUGUGGAAUACAUUCGCAACAGACACUCUGGAUGUCAAAAGCUGACAUGGGUUACAUACUCAGAGACAUUCAGGGAGGAAUAGUGUAUUAAAUGCUGUCCUCAUGCUUCUGGUUUGGGAGUCCACGUGCUGCAGAUUACCAGUGGCUGGCAGACCGUGAUGGGGGAAUCGUCACAGUAUGUGUCCCCUGUUCUUACGCUUGUCCUUAGGCAUCUGCUCCUAGUUGCCACUGCAGACAGUGUUGGUACUAGAGGAACUAAGGGCCAACCUCAAGUGUCUGCUCCUACCUUCCUGCUCUGUUCUGUUGUUACAUCUUUAUUAAUUUUCAUACGCUAACUCUGGGUAUUUCUUUUCAUGUUUGGUCUGUCAGGAACUAAGAACACACAAUUUACUUCAGCUGUUUUGUUCUGAAUAAAUUUGUGAGUGAAAAAUGAACAUCUGUGGCUGUGCAUCUUUGUGUGUGGAAGGUGGCUGUGAGAGUAGAAGCGUCAGCAGGAUCAGCUGUCCCCACCUCUUCUUGCUCCUGAGGCAAAAUACCUUCUGGAAAAGCACCAACAAAGCAGUCGUGAAGGGAACUAUAUUGCUAGUUCUGUAAAUCAAGAUUUAGGGGAUAAAUUUCACUUUUUUUUGCAAUAAUUAUAGUAGUUAAGAGUCAGGCU